Iphiclides podalirius (scarce swallowtail) is the source of this 1278-nucleotide messenger RNA. The record is from the annotation of a GenBank genome assembly. Lineage: Eukaryota; Metazoa; Arthropoda; Insecta; Lepidoptera; Papilionidae.
AUGGGAAAAGCUAAAAAAUUCAAACCUUCCCAAAUUGGAAAAAAUAUUGCCUUAGCUGAUCAGAUAGAAUCGGGAAACUCAGUAAAGAACAAAAACAGAGUUAAACCGAAGAACAGACAUGAUGAUGAUGAGGAAUUUGUUAAUGCAGAUUUAUCAAAAAAAAUAUUAAAGUCUGCUAGACGUCAGCAAGCUGAACUAGGAGAUUCUGAUGGAAGUACAUCUGUCGCGCAACAUAUUCUUCCUGUGGAAUUCAACGAGUCUGAUAAUGAAAUAAACUCAGAUCAUGAUGACUUAGAGCCAGAUACAUAUUAUGACAAUAUUGAAAUUGAUGAGGAAGAUGAGGAGGCUCUAAAGAUGUUCAUGUCAAGUAAACCAGAGAAGACUAGAACAUUAGCAGAUAUUAUAAAAGAUAAAAUUACUGACAAGCAUACAGAGUUACAAACUCAAUUUUCUGAUGCAGAAACAUUAAAAUUGCAAAAUAUUGAUCCAAGAAUAAAAACUAUGUAUCAAGGUGUAAGAGAUGUUUUACAGAAAUACCGGUCAGGAAAGCUACCUAAAGCCUUCAAAAUGAUCCCACAUUUGCAAAACUGGGAACAAAUUUUAUACAUAACUGAACCUACAACUUGGUCGGCAGCUGCUUUGUAUCAGGCUACACGUAUUUUUGCAUCUAAUCUUAAAGAGAAAAUGGCACAGAGAUUCUAUAAUUUGGUCCUGCUUCCUCGUGUGAGAGAUGAUUUAGCAGAAUAUAAAAGGCUAAAUUUCCAUCUGUAUCAAGCAUUACGAAAAGCGCUCUUUAAACCUGGAGCAUUCAUGAAAGGAAUUUUGCUGCCCUUAUUAGAAUCUGGGGAUUGUACAUUGCGUGAAGCUAUUAUUGUCGGCUCCGUAUUAGCGCGUAAUUCAGUGCCAGUACUGCACUCAAGCGCCGCUCUUCUUAAAAUUGCUGAAAUGGAUUAUACUGGUGCUAACUCCAUUUUUUUACGGAUAUUAUUUGACAAGAAAUAUGCAUUGCCAUAUAGGGUAGUAGAUUCUGUUGUUUUUCAUUUUUUAAGGUUUCAAUCUGAAUCAAGAAUAUUGCCAGUUUUAUGGCAUCAAGCAUUUUUAACAUUUGUACAACGUUAUAAAGCUGAUAUUUCCACUGAACAGAGAGAUGCAUUAUUGGAAUUAUUACGUAAACAAUCACACCCUACCAUUACACCAGAAAUUCGCAGGGAAUUACAAGCAGCAAAGUGCAGGGAUGUUGAAGUAAAUAGUGCUGUUGAAAAUUGCAUGGUAGUAGAA